AUAAAUCAUAAUAAACUAUAUAAAGUAAACUUUGUUAUAAGAUCGGAAGUAGGAUGGAAGAGCAGGCCUGUCCACGGUGCAAGACCACCAAAUAUCGGAAUCCAUCGCUAAAAUUGAUGGUCAAUGUUUGCGGUCACACGCUAUGCGAAUCUUGUGUGGAUAUGCUCUUCCUCAAGGGCUCCGGCGCUUGUCCGGAAUGUAUGGUACCCUUGCGGCGGAACAACUUUCGUGUACAGCUCUUCGAAGAUCCCAUGGUGGAGAAGGAGGUGGACAUAAGACGACGCAUUCUGCGUGACUACAACAAGCGCGAAGAGGACUUUGCCACGCUGGAGGAGUAUAAUGAUUAUUUAGAAGAAAUCGAAAAUAUAAUUUACAAUCUGUGUAACAACAUUGAUAUUAUUGAGACCAACAAGCGCAUCGAGGCCUAUAAGCGGGACAACCGCGAGGUAAUUCAGCGCAAUAAAACACGCGUUGGCCGCGACGAAUGCGCCCUGGAAGAGUUACUGGAGCUGGAGCGCGUGCAGGAUGAGUCGCGCAAGAAGGAGCUGGAAGAGCUGGAAACCGAGCAUAAAAAGAAAAAGGCUCGUGACAAGCAGGCCCUCAUUGAGGAGCUCAUGUACAGCGGCAAGGACGCUGCCACCAUUGUCAGCGAGUUCGCCGAGAAGGCUGAAAAGCAGCGCGAGGAGGAGAAGCAGUUGCCGCCUCCUAAGCCCGCAAACGAAUUCUCCACAGGCAUUAAGUUUGGUCAGACAGCAGAUCCAACUCUACUGCCAGUACCAAAAUCGGAGGAGGGUCCUAUCUUUAUAUACGAGCCUUACAUUCCCAUCACCGAAGGUCCAACUCCGCCGCCCCUUGCCGAAGUCGAGUCCAUGGGCUACGUCUCACAUAUAAGGCCCGAGACGCCGCAGGAGAAUGCUGGCGGCUUCACGUCCGCCUUAGCAUGCCAGCGUGCUCUCCAGGAGGCUAUGCAGUGCCUCUUCUAUACGCCACCUGCUGGCAUAGGCGUGGCCCUUUAAAAGUACAAAGCCGAGCAUCUCGUUG
Messenger RNA from Drosophila navojoa, 1041 nucleotides. It is a transcript of the gene Mat1, whose product is annotated as CDK-activating kinase assembly factor. The record is from RefSeq and is a predicted model, not a curated record. NCBI's taxonomy places the organism in Eukaryota, Metazoa, Arthropoda, Insecta, Diptera, Drosophilidae. Gene Ontology annotation, biological process: positive regulation of cyclin-dependent protein serine/threonine kinase activity; nucleotide-excision repair; regulation of transcription by RNA polymerase II. Gene Ontology annotation, molecular function: cyclin-dependent protein serine/threonine kinase activator activity. Gene Ontology annotation, cellular component: transcription factor TFIIH holo complex.